This is a messenger RNA of Haliotis rufescens (red abalone), 1907 nucleotides long. RefSeq lists its product as uncharacterized. The transcript is spliced from 2 exons. Lineage: Eukaryota; Metazoa; Mollusca; Gastropoda; Lepetellida; Haliotidae. The record is from RefSeq and is a predicted model, not a curated record. Bases 56 to 1195 code for a protein of 379 amino acids.
ACACCUAGAGGUGGUAGAACCAGGGUAUUGUCUCUUGGACUGGCUAAUUGACCAUAUGUGUCAACGAUGCACAUCCCUUGAACGUGAAUAUAGACAGUACAGCACUGCUCCACACAGCUUCAUCGUUCACGCAGACAGAAGCAUCAUCACUGGUCCAGGAAAGAAUAAGGAGGUCAAGAAGGGGAAGAAGAAGAUCCUCCAGGACAUAGAGAAGAAAGUGUCAGCUCUCAGGAACACGCUCGGGGGACAUCUGCUGGUUCACCUACACGGACAGAAGGAGGGAGACAGGUAUCUGGAGUACUUCCAUGAGUUUGUGGACAAAACUCUACAGGACCUGAUUGAGUGUGGAUCUUCCUAUGUGGAUAAUUAUCGCACGACAUGGUUGCAUGAGAUACCAUGCUUUGAAAACGUUAACGAUGUUUUAUUGAUAGAUGUAACCCGCACAUGCGGAAUUUCAACAGCAAAUGUUAACACAAAGAUAUGUAAUGACUUUGAAAACACAAGCCCUACAACAUUUAAUUUAGUUUACUUGCUGGCACAUUCUCGAUACGAGGCAUCACAUGGUGCACCUGCUUUAAAGGGAAUUGAUCAAGACAAGCUGCAGCUGUACCAAGAAUCUCAGAAUGUUGAACUGAAACUGUUCUGUCCAAAGAAUGACAUCUCACAUGUGCAGUAUAUUUGGGAAGAUCUUAAACUCAAGGACAAUAUAACGUCGAUGUCUAAAGUUCCUGGUGGAGGGUCAUAUUAUGUGGGAGUAGAGGAAAGAGUGGUCACAGAGAGCGGUUACAAGACUAAAGUACCCUAUUUUGUCGGUUUUCAGGUUGAUAAUCCAGAAGAACUUAAGGAAGGUCUGCAAAUCAAGCUAAACAAGGAACUUUGUGUGUUAUCUUUCACUGGUGAAUUUGGUCACCCACCGUCUGACCUGGUCCAAAUAGGAAUCCAUAGACUCCCUGGCGUAGGGAACAAGUGUGUACUUGAAGUAGCAGUGAGGUUCUUUGGUGGGAUUGUCUUCUGUGACAAACAGGGGCCAAGAAUUUAUGAAAUACAGAAUCAUGGUAUAUGCAGAAUGGAAAGGUCUGAGUGGCUACGAAGAAUCCUGCAGCUCCCUUCGUGGAAAGUGAUACAAACAAAUGAGGUGGAGACUGAGAGUGAACACAAUCUAAACACACAGAACAUAAUCUAUUCCCGUACAUAAAAGACGUGCAGUGAAUACAGUGACUGUAUUCUUAUUUUACUCAAGCCUUUAUUGAAAAUAUAUUUAGUUUUGCAUUGUACUUAUCAUUAAGUUGGAACAGAUAGUGACUGGCUUGACACUUGGAUUUCAAUAUUUGUAAGAGAAUACAACAAAAUUUGACUUAACUGUGUGUUUUGUGUCUUUGGGAAAAGACUUUAUCAUAUAAAUCAAAGAGCGCUAUCUCACAGAAGUCAGAAUGUCGUCCACCGAGAGUGAAGAUUCGGAUUUGUCCAGCGCCUACAGCUCUGACGGGGAGGUCCAGCUCUCCAUCACCAGACCACAGAGGACACCAGGGCUCAAGUAUCUGGACUUUGAUGGUAGGGGUAUAUCUCACACUGAUUCAUUUCAGCAAUACAAGUAUCAUUAUCAGUAGUUGGUAGCGGUACCCUGGUACCGCUCCUGGCUUCCGAUUGGUCGGUUGGUCUGAUGACGUCACUUCUGGUUUCGGUUUGGUCACGUGACUGCGCAUGCGCACAGGGCAUGAUGGGUCCUGCGUGCGCAUCCAAGAUGGCGGCACAUCCGUUUCCGGUGGCGUGUGCCUCCAAGAGGGCGUCGCCUCCGUUUCCGGGGAAGGGGAAAAACCCAGAGAAGCUGUCGUAAAAGGUGAACAAGAUCGACAUUGAAAGAAGCGCGUCAAUUUGCACUGAUAAUUUAUAAUAUACUUUUAUAAUUA